Messenger RNA from Capsella rubella, 1035 nucleotides. RefSeq names its product elongator complex protein 6. Gene Ontology annotation, biological process: tRNA wobble uridine modification. Bases 37 to 831 code for a protein of 264 amino acids. Gene Ontology annotation, cellular component: elongator holoenzyme complex. The transcript is spliced from 5 exons. The record is from RefSeq and is a predicted model, not a curated record. NCBI's taxonomy places the organism in Eukaryota, Viridiplantae, Streptophyta, Magnoliopsida, Brassicales, Brassicaceae.
UCUCUUCUUUCUCCGUUCCACACUUCCAAAUUCUCCAUGGAUCGUUCUGUGAAUCUCCUGGAUUUAGCUUUAGGGUUUAACGAGCAGCAGCUACCUAACCAAUCGCCACUAAAUGGGAAAGUAGUACUAAUCGAAGACUGUGUAGAGACGAGUGGUUCGUUUGUGCUUCACCAGCUGAUGAAACGUGUUUUCUCUCCUUCUUCCUCUGACGCUCUUAUCUUUCUCGCUUUUGCUCGCCCUUUCUCUCAUUAUGAUCGAAUCUUGCGUAAACUGGGAUGUAAUUUAGCUACCCAUAAGACGAAUAAUAGAUUGGUGUUCUUUGACAUGCUCAUGAUUAAGUGCUCAGUAGAUGGGGAUAAAAUGGAAGACAAUGUGAGUGCAGUUGCGAAACUAUUUCGGGAGAUACAAGAUGCCGUUCGAAAGCUACAGAGUGUAACAAGUGGUAACAUAACCGUUAUGGUGGAUGAUAUGUCUCUUCUGGAAAUUGCUACUACUGGCAGCAAUUCAGAUCACGUCUUGGACUUCUUACACUACUGCCACACCUUAAGUUCUGAAAGCAAUUGUUCAUUGGUCAUUCUCAAUCAUGAAGAUAUAUACGCAAGCAUGGAGAGACCUGCAUAUUUGCUACAGAUGGUAUGCCUAGCAGAUGUUGUGAUAAAGGCAGAGCCUUUGGCCUCUGGUUUAGCAAAUGAUGUACAUGGCCAAUUGACUGUUCUGAACAAGGGGAUAAGCAACUCAGGUCGAGGUAACUCGAGGAACAAAUUGCAGAACUUUCAAUUCAGGAUCAAGGAAAACGGUAUCGACUAUUUCUAUCCUGGUUGCAGAAGCUGAUGAUUAGAGACCCUUUUUGAGAGAUAUUUAAUGGUGUGGUAGUGAAAUGCAUCAAGAAGUUUUGUUUUCUUCUCAUGAGGAAGCUACUACAUUUAGGUUGAAAACAUUCUGUACUCUGCUCAACAUUUUAUCUGGUUGUCAGUUUAUUACAUUACUUCGCUAUGAGUCAAACACCCUAUUACUUGGUGUGUCUCCCAUGAUCAA